AUGCUCGCCACAGAUACACCUUUUUCAAAAAGGCUAACACAAUGCGUAUGUGCCAUUGUGUGGUGCUUGUUAUGCGGUGGUCCAAUAUUUGGAUUUGCUGCGUUGAAACCAAUCUUGAUCAAAGAGCACGUUUAUGAAUCACUAUGCGACUUACACCCGGAGUCCACAAUCUACUCUGUGGCAGAAAAUGAAAUUGUUGCCAAAUGUACACCACAAGAUUUGAAAUUGAACAAGAUGUUCACCGUUGCCGCAGUUGUCACCAAUGUUUCGGCAUUGCUCAUUGGCCGUAUUUUGGACAAGUUUGGACCUAAAGUAUGUGGGUUAAUUGGUGCUGGGUUCUUAUACUUGGCCAGUUUUGUAUUUAUCUACGCAAAACAAAUUCAAUCGUCACCGUUGUGGUCCUGGUUUGAUCCAUACUUAAUGGGGUAUAGCCUCUUGGCAUUAGGGGGGCCAUUUACUUUUAUUUCAUCGUUUCAACUUUCAAACUCAUUUCCAGAACGUAGUGGAACAAUAUUGGCAAUGUUGACUGGUGCCUUUGAUGCGUCUAGUGCUGUAUUUUUGCUCUAUCAAAUUGCCUAUGAUAAAUUGGGCGGAGAAUUCAAGUUGGAUACUUUUUUCCAGGUGUAUUUGAUAGUCCCGGUAUUCAUAACCGUUGCUCAGUUGACAGUGAUGCCUAAUGAGUCAUACCAAACAAGUACUGAAAUUGUGAAAUUGGUAGAUGGGGGAGAAGUGAGGAAUGAGAACAGUGUGGUAACUUCAGAAGUCAAUGAAGAAUCUGCAUUAUUGUCAGGAGACACACCCCGCAGAAGAGAUUCAAUUGGUGAUGCGUUGAAACACCCUUAUGAAGAAGAAGCUUACUUAAUUAAACAUAGUGGUGAUCCAAUAGUUGGAAUACUUCAUGGAUACACAGCACAAUACCAGAUUAAAACAUACUGGUUCUUGUUGAUUUGUUUAUUCAGUACCAUUCAAAUGUUGAAGAUUAAUUAUUUUGUCGCUACAAUUGCUAGUCAAUACCAAUACAUUUUCCGUUCCUAUGAGCUAGCCACCAAGCUCAAUAGGUUUUUCGAUGUGGCCCUACCCUUGGGUGGAAUUGUUUGUGUGCCCUUGAUUGGUGUACUACUUGACAAUUACUCGUCACUGUUUGUUGUAUCUACACUAUUGUCAAUUUCGGUGCUCAUUAGUGUUUUGGGUUUUUUCGCAAACUAUUCGUUGGCAAUCAUUGGUGUUUGUUUAUUUGUUGGUUACCGACCAAUGUUUUAUACAGUUAUAUCUGAUUUAUGUGCCAAGGUAUAUGGAUUUGAGACAUUUGGCACUGUUUAUGGAUUAAUCAUGACAAUUAGUGGUGUGUUCAACUAUGGACAAAGUUAUUUAGAUGAAUUGACGCACACUGUGUUUCAUAUGGAUCCAAUGCCUGUGAAUUUGAUGUUGGUGGGGGUUACACUUCUCAUUGGUGGAUUAACAGUAGGGUAUGUUUAUGUGGAGGGUAAUCGAAGGAUAAAGAGGACUACUGAGGCACUUCAAAGGGAAUAG
Molecule: messenger RNA, 1530 nt
Organism: Lodderomyces parapsilosis
Lineage: Eukaryota; Fungi; Ascomycota; Pichiomycetes; Serinales; Debaryomycetaceae
Exons: 1
Coding region: 1-1530 (509 amino acids)
Cellular component (GO): fungal-type vacuole membrane
Source: RefSeq, a predicted model, not a curated record